This is a messenger RNA of Sardina pilchardus (European sardine), 946 nucleotides long. RefSeq names its product fibrous sheath CABYR-binding protein-like. The record is from RefSeq and is a predicted model, not a curated record. Bases 63 to 602 code for a protein of 179 amino acids. Lineage: Eukaryota; Metazoa; Chordata; Actinopteri; Clupeiformes; Clupeidae. The transcript is spliced from 4 exons.
GCCAAUUGCUUCUAGAUACCUAUGUCCGAAAUGAGUUCCAGCUAGUUUCACGGUGGUAGGUUAUGUGCUGCCUAUUUAGUGGUGUUUCUGAGUUCAUCGUUAGACAUCAUGAAUCCGUGUCCAGAGAGGAGAGUGAGGAGUCUGCUGAGGAGUGGAGAGAGGAGAGUGAGAGCACCUUGGACAUCCUGUCCAGUGAACCGUCCUCACCAACUCCCCCAGGGACACCCACUGGCCAGCAAUCCCCAGAUGAUGAGCUUCCCAGUUCCCCAGAGCUUAAAUCCUCACCUGUAGAACUGGAGGACAGUAGCUCCGCUUCAGAGCCAGAACACGGGAAGUCUUCACGUGAGCAUGUGCUUAGUCAGCAGCAGAGUGUCCUCCAUCAGCCACCUACAGAGUCUCCUGCAGCGUCACCUCCACCCGAGACAGCCAAGCCUCCAGCCAAGAGGAGGAGAGCCAAGGCCGACGGAGAGGCUAAAAACCAGAAGCGGCCGGCGAAACGGAGAGGUGCCUCCACUCCACCGCAGACCCCUCUGCCCCUGUGGCUUGUUAGCCUGAUGCAUAACAUUGAGGAGGCCACCCACCAUGAACUGCUGAUAGAAUAGGUUUGGUGGAAGAUUGAGGGAGAGAUUUCACAGGUUUCAAGUUUCACAGAUUAAGCUCAUUCUUUUUUUGAUAUACCCAUACUAUGUAUUGUCAACCUUUUUGUAAAGGUCAGCCUUUUGUUAUUAUUAUUUAUACUGCGUGUAAAGAUUUGUUGGUGUGGCUGUCACCUGUAAGAACUACACAAAACAAUGGGUAGCCUAAUGCCUGUAAGCAUGUGAACAUUCUGUUUUGAGCAGUGUGUUAGAUCUCAUUCAUUACACUGUACCUUACCUGGUACUCUUUCUGUUGAGUAGUACAUGUUUUUGAAGUAUUAUGUUAUUAUAGGAGCCAUGCACAGGCUAAA